This is a messenger RNA of Megalobrama amblycephala (Wuchang bream), 4187 nucleotides long. RefSeq names its product patched domain containing 3a (gene ptchd3a). Gene Ontology annotation, cellular component: membrane. The coding region runs from base 241 to 3192 and encodes 983 amino acids. The transcript is spliced from 4 exons. The record is from RefSeq and is a predicted model, not a curated record. NCBI's taxonomy places the organism in Eukaryota, Metazoa, Chordata, Actinopteri, Cypriniformes, Xenocyprididae.
CCGUCAGUGGUCGCUCUCGGCUUAUUCCCUGUAGAUUUUCACGCAAAAAUGCGUCAGGAUAUUGAAAUACCCCGCAUGCAUUAUGCUCUUUCUAAAUCUACUUUUAACUAGUUUAUAUAGCUAGUUAUAACUUUAAUACUUCAACCACAACUCUGAUAUAGAGAAACUGAGCUUUACGUUAAUUUAAUUUAUUUAGAACAGCUUUUUUCCCCCUUAACUUUUUUCUUUUAAUCUUUCAAAAUGCCGGUGAACAUGGCUGGAUGCACCACAGACUGCGUGGAGAAGCCGAUCUCCAUCUGCUUCCAGAAGUUCGGCCGCUUUGUGGGAACUUACCCGUGGUGGUUCUUCAUCUCUCCUCUGUUGAUCUCUGCGGUGCUGGGGAGUGGGUUUUAUUUCUUAGAAGAUCGUGAGGCCAAUGACAUUGAGGAUCAGUUCACACCUGUGAACGGUCCUGCCAAGCUGGAGAGGCAGUUUGUGCAGGAAAACUUCCCGCAGAACGACUCGGUGUUCUCCAACCAAAGACUCUACACGGAUGGAGUUUACGCGUCCUUCAUAGCGGUGUCAACAUCCUCCAGCAUCCUCACAGAUGCUGCCUUUCAGGAGAUAGUCACUUUAGACAGGAAGGUCAAGGAGCUGAAUGUGUCCAUGGGUCACGAGGUGCUUACUUUCGAGGGACUUUGCGCAAGACGAUACAAGAAAUGCAUACCGAAUAAGAUACUGGAUAUUUAUAAAUAUUAUGGGAAAAAUUUAGAAAAGACCGAGCUCACUUUCCCGUUCUUUCGUUUCGGAUUCGCGUACAUUUUCCUGGGCUAUUCUGUUGGUGGAGUGAAUUUAAACUCUUCUGUCAUUAAAAGUGCAAAGGCAGUGCGACUGUUGUAUUUCCUGAAGGAGGAUAAUCGUACCAGAACAGAUCUAUGGCUGAACGAAUUCCUUAAGGUUUUUCCGUCUAAUUUAUCACUGAACUUCAUUAAGGUGACCCAUUCUACAUCUCUGUCAAGGCAGGUGGAAUUUGAGGCAAACACAAAGGAUGUGAUUCCCCUCUUCUCUAUCACAUAUGUCAUUGCCAUUGCAUUCUCAAUUCUCUCUUGUUUGAGGUUUGACUGUGUCAGAAAUAAAGUAUGGGUUGCCACAUUUGGAGUGUUCUCCGCUGGACUGGCUGUUCUGUCCGCUUUUGGGAUGAUGUUACACAUUGGCGUCCCAUUUGUCAUGACAGUUGCUAAUUCUCCAUUCCUGAUAUUAGGGAUCGGAGUGGACGACAUGUUCAUCCUCAUCUCCUGCUGGCAGCAGACAAAUGUUCACGAUCAAGUAGAGACUCGCCUUGCCAAAACAUACAAAGAGGCGGCCAUUUCGAUCACCAUCACCACCCUCACGGACGUGCUCGCUUUCUACAUCGGCCUCAUGACACCCUUCCGCUCCGUCCGCUCCUUCUGCUUGUACACCAGCACCUCCAUCCUCUUCUGCUACAUCUACAGCAUCACAUUUUUCGGAGCGUUCCUCGUUCUUAACGGACGGCGAGAGAACAGCAACAAGCACUGGCUGACCUGCAAGGAAGUACCAGAGGAGUGCCCUGUGGGUCAGUCAAAGUGGUAUGAAUUAUGUUGCGUGGGAGGCGCUUACGACCCUCAAACUGGCACGGAGGAGGUUCAGCCCAUGAAUCACUUCUUUAAAAAAUACUACGGCCCUUUUCUGACAAAAUCCUGGACGAAAGUCUUUGUGAUUGUGUUUUAUUGCAUCUAUUUGAUUAUCAGCAUUUAUGGCUGCUUCCAGAUUCAAGAAGGAAUCGAUCUUCGGAAUUUGGCAGCUGAUGAUUCAUAUGUGGUAAAAUACUAUGACAACGAGAAGGCAUAUUUCUCUGAAUAUGGCCCAAACAUCAUGGUUGUCAUCCGACGGGAAUUUCCAUAUUGGGAUGAAACGUACAUGUCAGAUCUUGAAACUUGCAUCGAAGAUUUCAAAAAUUUGUCUUUCAUUGAAAAGGAUAUAUUCACCUCCUGGAUCAAAUCAUACAAGUACUACGGAAAUCACACGAAACUCAAUCUGAGUACUGAAGAUGUCUUCAAAGAUAAUUUGGGAACAUUUCUGCGUUUUUAUUCUGAUUUCAAACAGGACGUCAAUUUCACUAACAACUCCAUCCACGCGUCUCGCUUUUUCAUCCAAACCGUAAACAUCUCUACCGCCCUGGAUGAGAUGAAUAUGUUGAAUAAAUUAAGAGCGACGGCACAAAAGUGCCCUGUUCCUUUACUAGUUUACCACCCUGCCUUCAUCUACCAUGACCAGUAUGCAGUUAUAGUCAUCAACACCAUCCAGAACAUUGCUGUUACGACGGCCGUAAUGUUGCUCAUCUCCCUUCUCCUCAUCCCAAACCCUCUAUGCUCUCUCUGGGUGACUUUUUCUAUCGCAUCUGUCAUUGUAGGGGUCACUGGGUUCAUGGCGUUAUGGGAUGUUAAUUUAGACACUAUCUCCAUGAUCAUUCUUGUUGUCUGCAUUGGUUUUUCUGUAGACUUCUCUGCUCAUAUAUCUUACGCCUUUGUCUCCAAUAAGAAGCCCAGUGCGAAUGAAAAGGCAGUGGAGGCCUUGUUUAAUUUAGGUUACCCUAUUUUGCAGGGGGCUGUGUCUACUAUUCUUGGGGUGGUAGUGUUGUCUGCUUCAAAGAACUACAUCUUUAGAACUUUCUUUAAAAUCAUGUUCUUGGUAAUCUUAUUUGGUCUCUUCCAUGGCUUAACUUUUAUCCCAGUUUUUCUGACCUUUUUUGACAUAUGUAGUGGCACACCGGCUAAGAAGAAAUCAGGCCCAGAAGAGCAGGCCAUGAAGAACAGCCACGGCAAUAACGUUCAAGCGGUGGUAAAGGAUGGUGAGGUGAAGGAGCGGGAAAUUUAUGUCAAUCACAAUUUUCAACCCGACAACCACCGAACAUGUCAGUCUCAGCCAUGCUCUGCAUUAUGGAUGAUAACCGGCGGCAAUAAUCAUCAUGUCCAAGAUAAUCAUAUGUGUGUGGCAAGCACCAUCCCAAUGUUCAGAGUGGACAGUCAGACCUAUGAGGUUCACAUGUAUACACCCUCUGAUGAUGCCAUGUUAAGAGUCAACUGUCAAUCAAAACACAGCUCUGAAGGUCAAAAUUGUGUUUUAGGAAAUAGCAACCACAUUCAAGAUUCAAAUGUUCCCACUCUUAAUGGUUCUGAUUUGGCCAUUCUGUAAAAUCCUUAUACUUCAUUUUCUUCCAAAUACAUCCCGUUUGUAUGUGUAAUACCUUUUAUAUGUUUAAAUUAAAAUUACUAAUGUAAUGUAAAUCAACAAGAUGACAACAUGGCACCUUUUUACGAAAAUACAUCUGGGCCAAUGGUUUUAGGACUUUUUAAGGGUUUCAGGAUUUAGGAGCCCCAAAAACUGGCAUUAAUCUGUAAAAGAAAAAAAAAAAAAAGCGUUUAAAAAUGUUUACAAAAUGCAUCACAGUUGUAAGCAAUGUACACCUAAAUGAAAUAACCAUCUUCAUUUAUGAAACACAAGCAUAACAAAUGUGUAAAUCAUUCAUAAAACCAUUCUUAAUAAAUUCAGUUGAAAGCAACAAUUUAUGUAAAAAUGGAUUUAUGAAUUUACACAGAAAUUCAUUGUUUCAUGAAUGAGCUUCAAUCUCUCAGAAAAUAUUUAAAUGUGUUAUUUUUGCAGGGUAUGUGAAUAUUAAUAUUUCUAUUUAGUUAUAAAAGUACAAUUACGUAGUUUUUCUUAAUUUUUUUUGUUUUUUGUGAAAUAAACUAACUGAAUGCACACGUGUAACCAUACUUUGCUCUGUAUUUAUGAGAGGUUUGCAUUGUUUUAUUAUGGAUUGUUUGUGUAAUAGCUUAUUAAAGACAUAAUACACACAUUUUAACUAUUUUUAAUGGCUCAUUUAAACAGCCAAAAAUUGAUUAUAUUUCCACUAUUUUAAAAGCUAUAUUUUCCCUUUGCUUCUGUAGUGCACGUGACGUGCUGUUCUGCUUUCCUUGAGAAAAGAGGAUUGUCUGAGUAAGGAUAAGAACUAUAAAUAUUUUCAUCUUUUAAACCAGUUUUGUUUAGUAUUUUUCAUAUUUAUGAAUUGUAGAUUAUUAUCAUUUUAGGGAGAAUUUAAAUUUCUAUUAAAAACUAUUAUGUUUAGUUCACUCAAUGUUUACAGUGUUUCAUGAGCCUGUUUCUGCACAUAACUUACAUGCUUGCAU